CAGUAGGGAGGGCGUACUUAUGUAAAUCCCCAUUCGUCAUUUCAUAUAUUAUUCCAAUGUAUUGCAACCAAACCUGCAGUUUUUGUUUAGUUGUCUUCAAUCUUUCCAAAGUAAACAAACGACAAAAUGUGUGAUACGGAAGCUAAGAAAAUACUUUUUGUGUGCAUAGGAAACACCUGUCGAUCACCUAUGGCAGAAAGUGUAAUGCGUGAUCUUGUUCGAAAGAGUUGUCUUAAUUGGGAAAUCGACAGUGCAGGUCUUCGUUCAUGGAAUGUUGGACGAACUCCUCAGGAGCGAUGUGUUAAAGUUUUAGCUGAACAUGGUUUGAAAACUAGUCAUUUGGGAAGAGAACUUGAAGAAAAUGAUUAUCAAACUUUUGAUUAUAUCUUUGGGAUGGAUGAUAUGAAUAUAGAAGAACUCAACGAGCGAUCACCACCAAAAUGCAAAGCUAAAAUUGAACUUCUUGGUUCAUAUAUUGGCAGGAAAGAGGAUGAAAUAAUUGUUGAUCCAUAUUUUGAACAUGGAAUAGGUGGAUUUCGAAGGUGCUAUGAGCAAAUAUACACCAGCUGUAAAAACUUUUUGGCAACACAGAUUUAAAGAGAGUACUUUUUUGUUUUCAUGACACAAUAUUUUGUAAUCGAAUUUAUGCCUACAUUAAUGGAUAAAUAAAAAAGUUAGCUUUUAAAUAAAA
Messenger RNA from Eupeodes corollae, 691 nucleotides. RefSeq names its product low molecular weight phosphotyrosine protein phosphatase 1 (gene Argp). Gene Ontology annotation, molecular function: acid phosphatase activity; non-membrane spanning protein tyrosine phosphatase activity. Gene Ontology annotation, biological process: protein dephosphorylation. Bases 127 to 597 code for a protein of 156 amino acids. The transcript is spliced from 4 exons. NCBI's taxonomy places the organism in Eukaryota, Metazoa, Arthropoda, Insecta, Diptera, Syrphidae. The record is from RefSeq and is a predicted model, not a curated record. Gene Ontology annotation, cellular component: cytoplasm.